AUGCUUGGAGCAGGCCUGCAUGGCCUCAAACGGGCGCUGGUCAUCUUUCCCUUCGCCUACACCGGCAUCUGGCUGGGCUACUACGCAUACACCGACACUCUGCGCCGUCACCACAUUCGCGAUCGUAACGCCAAACUAGCCAAAACCUUGUCCAUCCUCCCCUCGUCUAGCACCGACAAACAGCUCCCUGGCCCCGACUACACGCAACCAGCCACAGAGGUGGAGAAGGAGGCUUUGAAGGAGCGAUAUGGGAGUUUGAAGUUUGCCGGGCGGUAUUGGAAUCCAUAUGUGGAGUGGAGAGAGCAGGGGGCUUGGGAAUGGGCUGUAUGGAAGGGCUUCAUAUCUAUCGUCACCCUCAAACUAUUCUACGACGGGCAAGUUUUCCUCAUGAUACCAGGAUCCAUGUCUGACUCUUCUAUAGAGGUGUACCGCCCGACAGACCUAUACCCGAUCUUCCUGUCGAGCAGACAACCUCCCACUUCGAGAGAACCUGGGUCAGGUGGCAGCGAUGUGGCUAUCACUGACAAGUUCACUUCCACCUGGCUGGGCCAAUCGACUACCUAUGUGACUAUGGACAACCUCGCGAUUCUGACUGAUCCUGCUCUUCAACACCGGACGAUUCCCUCCAAGUUUGCGCCAGAGAGAUUACGGCCGCCGCCUUGCUCUCUGGACGAGUUGAAGAGGGUUGAUCUCGUGCUCGUCUCUCACAACCACUAUGACCAUCUUGAUCCGCUUGCUAUCAAGGAGCUGGGAGAUAGCUGUGAAUGGAUCGUACCUAUUGGCGUUGGACCUUUCUUGCGCGAACACGGUGCCACACGCGUCACUGAACUCGAUUGGUGGCAGGAGACCCAGCAUACCCUCUCCAGACCAGGCCAAGAGCCCAAGUCAUUCACCAUCACUGCGAUCCCCAACAUGCACUGGUCCGCCCGCUCGCCUCUCGAUACCAACGCCACCCUCUGGUCCGCUUUCCACGUCAAGUCCAACACUCCUUCUCCCGAGACAAAGCCCAAAUCAUUCAUCCACCUUGGCGACACUGGAUACUCGCCAACACUCUACCACGCUGUCGGCCGUGUUCUCGGCCCUAUUGAUCACGCUGCGAUCCCGAUAGGCUCGUAUGAGCCCAGGUGGCAUAUGCAUUUGCAGCAUACGGAUCCGGAGGGAGCGGUGAGGAUGGCUUUGCAGAUGCAUGUCAAGAAGAGUGUGGGGGUGCAUUGGGGGACAUGGCUGAUGAGCGAUGAAGCUUACAACAAGCCGCCUCUUGAUUUGGAGAUUGCUAGGAAGAAGUUGAAUGUUGAGGAGGAGCAGUUUUGCGUGCUUCCAGUUGGUAAGACUAUUGUCCUAGAGGAUGAUUAG
This is a messenger RNA of Cryptococcus wingfieldii CBS 7118, 1353 nucleotides long. RefSeq lists its product as hypothetical. NCBI's taxonomy places the organism in Eukaryota, Fungi, Basidiomycota, Tremellomycetes, Tremellales, Cryptococcaceae. Gene Ontology annotation, cellular component: membrane-bounded organelle; cytoplasm. The record is from RefSeq and is a predicted model, not a curated record. The transcript is spliced from 8 exons. Gene Ontology annotation, molecular function: N-acylphosphatidylethanolamine-specific phospholipase D activity. Gene Ontology annotation, biological process: N-acylethanolamine metabolic process; N-acylphosphatidylethanolamine metabolic process. The coding region runs from base 1 to 1353 and encodes 450 amino acids.